GUAAUCCUGUGCAGCAGAGGAGUCUGGCCACCAGUGCCCGUGGCUCAGAGCAGACGGUGCCUGAUUUGUCUCUCAUGAUGCAGACAGAGACUGACUCAGACUGUUUGUCUACCUCGCUGGAUAACCAGUACACCCCUGUACACAUUGCAACACCCCGCAAGAAGGGUAAAGGAGUGAAGGUUGCUAUACAAGUGGAUGGAGUCAACGGAGAGACUAUAAGCAAAAUAUCAAAGACAAAGAUUCCUCUACUGAAGAAAUGGCUGCAGGAGAAGGGAGUCAAGGUCACUGGCAGAAAGACAAAGGACGAGCUGGUCAAGAUGACUGCAGAG
Molecule: messenger RNA, 329 nt
Organism: Geodia barretti
Lineage: Eukaryota; Metazoa; Porifera; Demospongiae; Tetractinellida; Geodiidae
Source: the annotation of a GenBank genome assembly